Drosophila simulans is the source of this 4831-nucleotide messenger RNA. It is a transcript of the gene ninaC, whose product is annotated as neither inactivation nor afterpotential protein C. Gene Ontology annotation, molecular function: cytoskeletal motor activity; ATP binding; protein binding. The coding region runs from base 159 to 4661 and encodes 1500 amino acids. The record is from RefSeq and is a predicted model, not a curated record. Gene Ontology annotation, cellular component: myosin complex. Gene Ontology annotation, biological process: protein phosphorylation. The transcript is spliced from 14 exons. Lineage: Eukaryota; Metazoa; Arthropoda; Insecta; Diptera; Drosophilidae.
UUGGCCCAUCAUUUAGUUGGCUUACGGCAGCGGUACGUGCUGCAUGCGUGCGGUCGGUUCGAAGUUCUACACAAGUACCUCCUUGCAACCAAAAAAACACACAGCUGCAGGAUAAGUGUGCCACUCUGCGGCAGCGAAGAAUAAGCAUCUAAGUCAGGAUGUAUUUACCGUACGCGCAAUUGCCGGAUCCCACGGAUAAAUUCGAGAUCUACGAGGAGAUAGCCCAGGGCGUCAAUGCCAAGGUAUUUCGGGCCAAGGAGCUCGACAAUGAUCGGAUCGUGGCCCUAAAGAUCCAGCACUACGAUGAAGAGCACCAGGUUUCCAUCGAGGAGGAGUAUCGCACUCUGCGGGACUACUGCGACCAUCCCAAUCUCCCCGAGUUCUAUGGCGUCUACAAGCUGUCGAAACCAAACGGACCUGAUGAGAUCUGGUUCGUCAUGGAGUACUGCGCUGGAGGAACAGCAGUGGACAUGGUUAAUAAGCUUUUGAAACUGGAUCGUCGAAUGCGAGAGGAGCACAUCGCCUACAUCAUCCGGGAGACUUGCCGUGCUGCUAUCGAGCUGAACCGUAAUCAUGUCCUGCAUCGGGACAUUCGGGGAGAUAACAUUUUGUUGACCAAAAAUGGACGGGUCAAGCUUUGCGAUUUCGGCUUAUCCCGUCAGGUGGAUUCCACGCUGGGCAAGAGGGGCACCUGCAUUGGAUCUCCCUGCUGGAUGGCUCCCGAAGUGGUGUCCGCCAUGGAAUCACGCGAACCGGACAUCACCGUUCGUGCCGAUGUCUGGGCCUUGGGAAUCACCACCAUUGAGUUGGCCGAUGGAAAGCCACCAUUCGCUGACAUGCAUCCCACUAGGGCCAUGUUCCAGAUCAUUCGCAAUCCACCGCCGACCUUAAUGCGACCCACUAAUUGGUCACAGCAGAUCAAUGAUUUUAUAUCCGAGAGUCUGGAGAAAAAUGCCGAAAAUCGUCCAAUGAUGGUUGAGAUGGUGGAGCAUCCAUUCCUCACGGAGCUCAUCGAAAACGAGGACGAGAUGCGAUCGGACAUCGCGGAAAUGUUGGAACUCUCCCGGGACGUAAAGACUUUGUACAAGGAGCCGGAAUUGUUCGUGGACCGCGGCUAUGUGAAGAGGUUUGAUGAGAAGCCGGAGAGAAUGUAUCCGGAGGACUUGGCUGCCUUGGAAAAUCCCGUGGAUGAAAACAUAAUCGAGUCACUGCGUCAUCGCAUUUUGAUGGGGGAAUCGUACAGUUUCAUUGGCGAUAUCCUGUUAUCCUUGAAUUCCAAUGAAAUCAAGCAGGAAUUUCCGCCGGAGUUCCAUGCCAAGUAUCGCUUCAAGUCGCGUUCGGAGAACCAGCCGCAUAUUUUCUCGGUGGCCGAUAUCGCCUACCAGGAUAUGCUGCAUCAUAAGGAACCGCAACACAUCGUGCUCUCCGGAGAGAGUUACUCGGGCAAGUCCACAAAUGCCCGGCUGCUGAUCAAGCAUCUGUGCUACCUGGGCGAUGGAAAUCGUGGGGCCACCGGACGCGUGGAGAGCUCCAUCAAGGCCAUUCUGAUGUUGGUGAAUGCAGGAACUCCGGUGAACAACGACUCCACCAGAUGUGUUCUACAAUACUGCUUGACCUUCGGAAAAACCGGCAAGAUGAGUGGGGCCGUUUUCAAUAUGUAUAUGCUGGAGAAACUACGAGUCGCCACUACGGAUGGAACCCAGCACAACUUCCACAUCUUCUACUACUUCUACGACUUUAUCAAUCAGCAGAAUCAGCUCAAGGAGUACAAUCUGAAGGCUGAUCGCAAUUAUCGUUAUCUGCGAGUUCCGCCAGAGGUUCCGCCAUCGAAACUCAAGUAUCGUCGUGAUGAUCCCGAGGGUAAUGUGGAGAGGUACAGGGAGUUCGAGAACAUCCUGCGGGACAUUGAUUUCAAUCACAAGCAAUUGGAAACGGUUCGCAAAGUUCUGGCUGCCAUUUUGAAUAUUGGCAACAUCCGUUUCCGGCAGAACGGAAAGUAUGCGGAAGUGGAGAACACCGACAUUGUGUCCCGGAUCUCCGAGCUCCUCCGCGUGGAUGAGAAAAAGUUCAUGUGGUCUCUGACCAACUUCAUCAUGGUCAAGGGCGGCAUCGCCGAGAGGCGACAGUACACCACUGAAGAAGCCAGGGAUGCACGCGAUGCGGUGGCCAGCACGCUAUACUCUAGAUUGGUGGACUUUAUAAUCAACAGGAUCAACAUGAACAUGUCCUUCCCACGGGCUGUGUUUGGCGACACAAAUGCCAUCAUUAUCCACGACAUGUUUGGCUUUGAGUGCUUCAAUCGAAAUGGUCUGGAGCAACUAAUGAUCAAUACUCUAAACGAGCAAAUGCAAUAUCACUACAAUCAGCGCAUUUUUAUCAGCGAAAUGCUGGAAAUGGAAGCUGAAGACAUUGACACCAUCAACUUGAAUUUCUAUGACAACAAGACGGCCCUGGAUAAUCUGCUAACCAAACCGGAUGGCCUGUUCUACAUCAUUGACGAUGCCUCACGCUCCUGUCAAGAUCAGGAUUUGAUUAUGGAUCGCGUUUCGGAGAAGCACAGCCAGUUUGUGAAGAAGCACACUGCCACUGAAAUAUCCGUGGCUCAUUACACGGGCCGCAUCAUCUAUGAUACGCGCGCCUUCACCGACAUCAACCGGGACUUUGUGCCGCCGGAAAUGAUCGAGACCUUCCGCUCCUCCCUGGAUGAGAGCAUCAUGCUCAUGUUCACCAAUCAACUGACCAAGGCUGGCAAUCUCACCAUGCCAUUCGAGGCAGUGCAGCAUAAGGAUGAAUCUGAACGGAAGUCAUAUGCCUUGAAUACCCUAAGUGCCGGAUGCAUCUCCCAGGUGAACAAUCUCCGUACCCUGGCGGCCAACUUCCGAUUCACCUGCCUGACCCUGCUCAAAAUGCUAAGCCAGAAUGCAAAUCUCGGCGUGCACUUCGUCCGCUGCAUUCGCGCUGAUCUGGAGUACAAGCCCAGAUCCUUCCACUCGGAUGUUGUUCAGCAACAGAUGAAGGCCUUGGGAGUUCUGGACACUGUUAUUGCUCGCCAGAAGGGAUUCAGCUCACGGCUGCCAUUCGAAGAGUUCCUAAGGCGAUACCAAUUCCUUGCCUUUGACUUUGAUGAGCCCGUGGAAAUGACCAAGGAUAACUGUCGUCUAUUAUUCUUGCGCCUCAAGAUGGAAGGCUGGGCCUUGGGCAAGACCAAGGUGUUCUUGCGCUACUAUAACGAUGAGUUCUUGGCCAGAUUGUAUGAGCUGCAGGUGAAGAAGGUCAUCAAAGUGCAGUCCAUGAUGCGAGCUUUGCUAGCACGAAAACGAGUUAAGGGCGGCAAAGUGUUCAAAUUGGGCAAAAAGGGACCGGAACAUCAUGAUGUGGCCGCGUCCAAAAUACAAAAAGCCUUCAGGGGAUUCCGCGACCGCGUCCGCCUCCCUCCGCUAGUCAACGAGAAGUCCGGCCAACUUAACGAGAACACCGUUGACUUUAUCCGCCCGUUUGCCAAGAAAUGGCGCGAGAAGUCCAUCUUCCAGGUCCUCCUGCACUACCGCGCGGCUCGCUUCCAGGACUUUGUCAAUCUCUCACAGCAGGUCCACAUCUACAACCAACGAAUGGUGGCUGGCUUGAAUAAAUGUACUCGGGCUGUGCCCUUCGAAAGGAUCAACAUGCGCGAGGUGAACUCCUCCCAGCUCGGACCACUGCCAGUGCCCAUAAAGAAGAUGCCAUUCCGCCUGGAUCAGAUACCCUUCUACGACACCCAGUAUAUGGUGGACCCGGCCAACUCCAUUUCCCGCCAAACCUUCCCCAAUCAGCUACUAACGCAGCACAUGGAGGACGAUGAGCCUUGGGACAGCCCUCUGCAACGCAAUCCCUCGAUGACUUCUUGUGCCCUGACCUACAAUGCCUAUAAGAAGGAGCAGGCUUGCCAGACCAACUGGGAUCGCAUGGGCGAGAGCGACAAUAUCUACAAUCAGGGCUACUUCCGAGAUCCCCAACAGCUGAGGAGAAAUCAAAUGCAGAUGAACAUGAAUGCCUACAACAAUGCCUACAACAGCUAUAACAGCAACUAUAACAACCAGAACUGGGGCGUACAUCGAUCCGGAUCCAGGCGCAACUCCUUAAAGGGCUAUGCGGCGCCUCCACCUCCUCCUCCACCAAUGCCCUCAUCCAACUAUUAUCGCAAUAAUCCGAACCAGCAGCAAAGCAACUAUCAGCCAAGAUCCUCGUAUCCACCAUCGGAUCCAGUUAGAGAACUCCAGAACAUGGCUCGCAACGAGGGUGAUAACUCUGAGGAUCCACCAUUCAACUUUAAGGCCAUGCUGCGCAAGACUAACUAUCCGAGGGGAUCCGAGACCAACACCUAUGACUUUAACAAUCGCCGGGGAUCGGACAGUGGUGACCAACACACGUUCCAGCCGCCAAAGCUACGUUCGACAGGUCGCCGGUACCAGGACGAUGAGGGCUAUAACUCAUCAUCGGGAAACUAUGGUGUGUCUAGGAACUUUGGCCAGCAGCAGAGGGCUCCGAAUUUGAGACAAUCUCAGGCCAGCGUGGGUCGCAGCUUUGAAGAUAGCAAUGCCAGGUCCUUCGAGGAGGCAGGAUCUUAUGUCGAGGAGGAGAUUGCACCUGGAAUCACUCUUUCAGGCUAUGCCGUCGAUAUCUAAAACUAGUGAUUAAGAGUAAAAAUAUAAAAUUAAUUGUUAUGAAAACCAUAAGACAAUUUAGCUAAAAACCCACCUAAAAUUCCAUCAUAAUGACUGAAGUUUUCUUCAUCACUUUCUUAAAAAUGUUUCACACAAUGGAAUAAAUAAAAUGGCUUGGUAUAAAUCGUUAA